Molecule: messenger RNA, 1329 nt
Organism: Capsicum annuum
Lineage: Eukaryota; Viridiplantae; Streptophyta; Magnoliopsida; Solanales; Solanaceae
Exons: 3
Coding region: 218-1048 (276 amino acids)
Source: RefSeq, a predicted model, not a curated record
ACAAUCCCAACAAGGCAAAGUUCAAUCUUCACUCCCUAAAGAGUAAGAAGACACCUCCCACACCACAGUGUGUGUCUUAUUGCAUACAAUUCCACUUUAUGAAAGCCACCCUUUCUUUAAUUACGCCAAUAAUUCAUCAAAGCAUAUAUCAUCCCACUCUUGUAGCCCUUUUCUCCAUUAGAUUCUUUCUUUUUUUCCAAAAAAAAAAAAUAAUAAUAUGGAUCUUGAAGAUUGGGAAAUUCUUCCUGAUGAUGGAUUCCUUCAAAUCCAUGAUGAUGAUGGCAAAAUGAUAUUUUCAAGAAAAUAUACUUCUCAUAAUUCCAAGAAUGAAUUCAACAUGAAUUAUUUCAUUUGUCCAUCUCAAAAAUCACCCCAAUUUGUUGACACUACAAAGCACCUUCCAAGUGUGCCUAAUCAAAUAGUCCCUUUUCAUGUUCAAUUAGAACCAAAUAAUCAACAAGAGGUUAUAAAACCACCAAACUUUGGAGAAAAUUAUGAUCAAGAAAAUGUCAUUAUUGCAAAAGAAGUCAUCACUAAGGUCCCUCUAGAGAUUAAACCACCAAACUUUGGGGAACAUCAUGAUCAAUUCUCACAAGUUUUCUUCAAGAAAAUGAAGGAAAAUGAAUUUGAGAACAUGAAAAUGGACUCACCAAAGUCCAACAACAAGACCAUUAUGUCACAAGUUGAUGCUGACCCUUUUGUAUUUGAGGAAAAAGAAGAGGUUGACAAAGAGAUAGUGAUCAAGAAAAUUGAUGAAAAUAGCAAUGGCGGCCAUGGAUUGAACUUGUUGAACAAGAGUUUGAAUGGUAUUGGUGCUAUUUGUUCUUUUGGGAUUGCCGCUGCUGCUACUAUUUGCAUCAUAUUCAUUGGUAAUCACCAAAAAAAUAAGCAGAACCAGAAGCUUAGGUUCCAAAUCUUUACUGAUGACAAGGAUAAAAGAAUCUCAUUGUCCCCUGCAAAAAGCAAGAAAAUCUUUUUUCGUGAUCGAUUCAUAAAAAAAGAAUCAGAGGAUCAAACAAGUAGUUCACCAUGCAACCAGAUUGAAUGAAGCAAUUUCAUCAGUGAGAGGAGUUCCUGUUACAAGAGCACACAUUACAGUUGGAGGUUACUAUGAUGCUCUUUAAUUGUUCCAUCAUGAACUUCUUUUCUCGGAGAAGAAGCAAUGACGGUAUCUGGAGAUAUAGGAUUUGUAUUAUAUGUAUGUUGUACUUGUACAUAUACAUUCCAAUAUUCUGCAGAGCUUGUAGUAAGGUUAUUUGUUAUGAAGAAAUUGGUGGACGGUUCAUAUUAAUGCAGUUUUAUUCCAUGAAUGUAAGAUUUUGUUCUAAA